Messenger RNA from Arvicanthis niloticus (Nile rat), 1983 nucleotides. RefSeq names its product golgin A7 (gene Golga7). NCBI's taxonomy places the organism in Eukaryota, Metazoa, Chordata, Mammalia, Rodentia, Muridae. Gene Ontology annotation, biological process: peptidyl-L-cysteine S-palmitoylation; Golgi to plasma membrane protein transport; protein targeting to membrane. Gene Ontology annotation, cellular component: Golgi stack; palmitoyltransferase complex. The record is from RefSeq and is a predicted model, not a curated record.
GUUUCCAGGGCCGAACCAGGAUGUGGGGGGGCGCGGGUCCUGGGCUUGGGUAGCUGGAGGCCCUCAGCUAGAGCCAUGAGUGAAGGGGAUCGGCGAGGGGGAGGCCUUGGGCAUCUUUGGGCGGUGGGUGGCUCCGAAGGGCUGGCGGGGCCGGAGAGCCGGGUCUAGGCCGGCAGUCUGACCCGUGUCUUGCCCGAACUCGCAGAGCGGCGGGUCCUGUCCUCGCCAUGAGGCCGCAGCAGGCGCCGGUGUCCGGGAAGGUGUUCAUUCAGCGAGACUACAGCAGUGGCACCCGCUGUCAGUUCCAGACCAAGUUCCCCGCGGAGCUGGAGAACAGGAUUGAUAGACAGCAGUUUGAAGAAACAGUUCGAACUCUAAAUAACCUUUACGCAGAAGCAGAGAAGCUUGGGGGCCAGUCAUAUCUUGAAGGCUGUUUGGCUUGUUUAACAGCAUAUACCAUCUUCUUAUGCAUGGAAACUCAUUACGAGAAGGUCUUGAAGAAAGUCUCCAAGUACAUUCAAGAACAAAAUGAGAAGAUAUAUGCUCCCCAAGGCCUCCUCCUAACAGACCCCAUUGAGAGAGGACUCCGAGUUUUUAGAUUGAAAUCACCAUCUAUGAAGACAGAGGUGUGAGCAGUGGAAGAUAAACCACAGGAUGAAAGAUCCCACCUCCAGCUGGGACCUUCGUCUAUCCACUGGCCGAUGGCAGAGUGUCCCUACCUCCUCUCCAGAGCGUUAUUCUCUUGUCUCUGCUGCCAGAGCCACGGUGCCACACCUGGAGUGACUGCUUGUCACUCAGCAUCCACUUUGUGUCUCCCAAUUGUGUAGGACUCUGUGAUCUUUUGAUUUGUUUCCAAGAAAAUAUAAGGAAGCAAUUCACCUUUUAAAAUUCAAAGCCAUUUAAAAAACAGGCAGUUGGUCAGCCCAAGACAAAGUUAUUUUCUUUCCCGACACCAGUCUCACUGGUUCUCCUUGUCCCUUGGGCCAGUUUCCUAGGUGGCUUUAUGAUUCCACAAAUCAUGUCUUAGCUCAGUUCUUCCCCCAGAUUAGUAACGGGCUUUGAGGGUGUGUAUGCCUGUGGCCUGGCUGAUCUGCUGCCCAGAUUCCCCAAGCUACCAGCCUUGAUGUGCUUCAGAUCUUAAGAUUGAUUUCUGCUGUUCAAUUUCAUAGGCUCCUUGAGAGAAUAAUAUAUGUUACUUGUUUUAGUAUUGCACUUAUUAUUAAAGCAGUAUUUAAUGCAAUUCAGGUUGUUUUCUUUGAAAGCAUUUCUGUUAAUGUGCAUUACCUCGAAAUGUUGGGGAGAUAUUGUGUGUGUUGCUUGUUGAUUACCCAGAUAAGUAAGCACAAUAAUCAGAUACUCAGCCAUCAGAUGCACCGCCCCAGCUCCGCCCCAGUGUGUAACAAGCAAGUGUCCUAAACACCUAAGUCUAGUUUUGUUACAAAUAUAACUUAGGAGAAAAAAAUUGGUAGAAAUAAUACUGUAUGUUGCUAAUUUGUAAUCUACUUAUAAACUCUGAUUCACAGCCUCCUCACAUACAGUAUUCAGGGCACAGAGACCUUUUGAUUGACUCAAGUAAGUUUUGGCUUCCGUGUAACUUGCAAGUUCAAGUUAAUUUUUCCAGCUCUUCUCUGUCUCUAUACUCUCGUAGUGUUGGGAUUUCUUAUGUCCUUCCUUGUAGGAGUUUGAGAGCACUGUGUUUGUGAGAAGUUAAGGAACAUGAGGAAUGAAUGAAGCAGUUACAAGUUGAACUUAGAGAUAUUGUAGGUGCUAAUACUGGAUUUAAUCUUUGAGAUUUAAUUUGUUUUCUGGGCCUUGUAGUUAUUCAGUAAACCCCUUAGAUCUGUGUAAUAAUUUAAUUGUAUAACCCUCAUUUGUUCCUUUAAAGCCUAUACUAGUCUGUCUGCCUUUUAAACUUGUUGCAAUAAUGUUGCGGAAAUAUUACCACAUUAGUAAAACUUUUCUUAAAUAAACACUCUCUGUGUC